Daucus carota subsp. sativus is the source of this 1114-nucleotide messenger RNA. Its product is annotated as phosphopantetheine adenylyltransferase. The coding region runs from base 318 to 854 and encodes 178 amino acids. The record is from RefSeq and is a predicted model, not a curated record. NCBI's taxonomy places the organism in Eukaryota, Viridiplantae, Streptophyta, Magnoliopsida, Apiales, Apiaceae. The transcript is spliced from 7 exons. Gene Ontology annotation, biological process: coenzyme A biosynthetic process. Gene Ontology annotation, molecular function: pantetheine-phosphate adenylyltransferase activity; dephospho-CoA kinase activity.
UAUGACCAAAUCAUUCAGUUAUCUUUUGUCCGCGGAUAUAGUGCUGACGCUGACACGGACUCAUUAAACAAGACCGAUUGAACCGACUGAGACUGAGCAUCCUAUAUUUGUUUCUCAGCGUUAUCCAAGAAACAUGAAUAAAAAGUGGCGAGGAAAACAAAACACUACUACUGGUUUUGCUUGCUUACCUACUUUACUUAUCUCUCCUUCUUUAUAGAGCUGCGUGAAAUCAAAAUUCAGAAGAGUGAGAAGGCUGGGUAAUUAGUAUACACCGACGCCUAAUACUGAGCUACUCUCUCUUGAAAAGAAUUUUGGUGAUGGCGAAAACCGAUGUGGAUACAAGCACCAAAACAUUAAGUGGUGUUGUUUAUCCUGCAAAUUCAUAUGGAGCUGUUGUUCUUGGUGGCACCUUUGAUCGCUUACACGACGGUCACCGCCUCUUCCUCAAGUCUGCAGCCCAGCUGGCAAGGGAUCGCAUUGUUGUUGGAGUUUGUGAUGGCCCUAUGUUGACCAAAAAGCAGUAUUCUGAUCUAAUUGAGCCUAUUGGCAAACGUAUGCAAACCAUUAAAGAUUUUAUUAAGUCCAUCAAGCCGGAGCUUGUAGUUCAAGUUGAGCCUAUAACAGAUCCAUAUGGACCUUCAAUUGUUGACAAGAAUUUGGAUGCAAUUGUUGUUAGCAAAGAGACAUUACCUGGUGGGUUAUCAGUUAAUAAAAAAAGAGCUGAGAAGAACCUUUUAGAAUUGAAGGUUGAAGUUGUAGAUCUAAUUUCUGAUAAAUUUGGUGGAGACAAGUUAAGUUCUACUACGCUGAGGAGGCUUGAUGCUGAGAAAGCUAAGAAGCCUCCACCAGAAUAACAGAGACAUCAAAUAUGUCUGAACAGAAUAGUUGAAGCUCAAUUUAGAACUAAUGUUUAUUUCUCCAAAUAGUUAUUGUCUUACACAUUCUGAGAAAUAGAAGUUUUAGCAUUUCUACCACGCACAUUUUUCAAAGCUAUUAUGGAACAAUUAGCUUAAAUGCAAAUUUCAAGUCUGUAUGACACUGUUCUGUAAGAUUGAAAUGUUUACAUUGAUUAAGCAAUAUCGGUGUAAUACCAUUCCUUCAUUUUUUUUGCAUA